AGGAGGUCAACGCCUGAAUAUAAGAAGUUAAAACGGGGUGAAAGUUCCAAAAAGGUUACGCAUCGAAAACAGAAAUACCGUGUGGAAUGGGAACAAGAUUCUAGAUUUAAAGGUUGGAUCACUAAGACUAAUGACUACCGGAAAGGUUAGGUGCCGUGCUUGUAAUUUAGAAUUCACUGCCGAAUUAACCGUAAUUAAAAAUCAUGCUAAAUCUUUGAAACAUGCUCUUAAGGUGAAAGCUUUGCCAAAUACAACAAUUACAGCUAUGUUUAAUAAGCCUGAAACCUCUUUGCAAACUCAGAGCAAAAUUGCUGAAAUUAAAAUCACAGGAUUUUUAACAGAACAUAAUAUUUCUUUUAAUUCAGCUGAACAUUUAACUAGUCUAAUUAAAAGUUGUUUUCCUGAUUCCAAAAUUGCACAGGGAAUGUCACUGGGAAGAACCAAAGCUGCCCAGAUAUCAAAAAAUGAAAUAGGUGCUUGUGCCGAGGAAGAAAUUAUCACUUAUUUAAAAUGCAAUAAAUUCAGAUUAAUAAUUGAUGAAUCCACAGAUAUUUCUUCUGUCAAGACUAUGUGUAUUUGUGUACGAUUUUUUCAUCCCAAAGUUUGUAGAGUGCAAACACUUUUCUGGAAGCUUUUACAAAUGUUUCCAGUGAUGAACCAGAGAAAGCAAAUCAAGGUGCUACUAGCCAAAGGCUAUAUGAAGAAAUACUUAAAAUUGUUUAUUUCUGUUCACAGAUUCCACCAGAAAACGAACAAAUAA
Molecule: messenger RNA, 760 nt
Organism: Psylliodes chrysocephalus
Lineage: Eukaryota; Metazoa; Arthropoda; Insecta; Coleoptera; Chrysomelidae
Source: the annotation of a GenBank genome assembly